This is a messenger RNA of Galeopterus variegatus (Sunda flying lemur), 2796 nucleotides long. RefSeq names its product zinc finger protein 665-like. NCBI's taxonomy places the organism in Eukaryota, Metazoa, Chordata, Mammalia, Dermoptera, Cynocephalidae. Gene Ontology annotation, cellular component: nucleus. The record is from RefSeq and is a predicted model, not a curated record. Gene Ontology annotation, biological process: regulation of DNA-templated transcription.
AUGGACAAUCAGGCAGUGGCUUCUCCUCCUCUAGAAGGCCUCAUAGAGCCACCUGGCCCUGCAGCACCAAUUCAUGCCAGCUCAUGGCCAGGCAGUGGCAUCCACUCCUCUGACAAGCCUUCAAAAGCAGCUUGGUCCCCCAUCCUGCAUCCAGGCUCACCAGUUUUCAGCCCAAAAUCUGGUCAGGCAGCACACCACCCCCUGAGAGAGACAACCUUAGAGCUAUUCACACAGGAUUGGUCUUGUAACCAGUUGGGCAGCAACUCUAUGCCUCAGAGAGACUACCAAACAGCCAGUUGGCCCUCCACACCCACACUCUCCCAGCUCAACAACAAGGGAUGCUUGACUUUCAGGGAUGUGGCCAUAGAAUUCUCUCAGGAGGAGUGGAAAUGCCUGGACCGAAACACUCUUCCUGACCUGAAUAUUAUCUCCAUGAUGGAGCAAGGGAAAGAGCCCUGGACUGUGGAGAUCCAAGUGAAAAUAGCAAGAAAACCAAAGGGGAGGGAAUGGAUCAAAGGUGGGAACACAGAUAUCUCUCCUAAAUGUGUGAACAUGGUAUUAUCACCAAAAGGGAAAAGUAAUACAGGAGAAGUAUUUCACAAAGUGAUUUUGGAAAGACAUGACAGCCGUAACGGUGAAGAUUUUUGCUUCAGAAAAAUCCAGAGAAAUAUGCAUGACUUUGAGUGUCAGUGGAGAGAUGAUGACAGAUAUUACAAUGGAGUGCCCAUGAUAAAAAAAGAAAAUCUUAUUGGUAGAACAGAUAAAUAUGAUAGAAGGGAAGCAGAAAACAAACCUAUUAAAAAUCACUUUGGAUUAAACUUUCACUCGCAUCUGCCUCAACAGCAGCUAUUUCAAGCCAAACAGAAAAUUUAUAACCAUAAUGGAAUUCAGAAAGCUAUCAACAACAGAUUCUCAGUUUCUCCACCCCAAAGAAAACCUUCAAGUGUCGAAAUUCUUAUUUCUAAUAAAUAUGGAACUGAUUUUAUCUUUUCUUCCUCACUAACUCAAGAUCAGAAAAUACACAUUAAGGAAAAACUUUGCAAAUGUAAUAAGUGUGGCAAAGCCUUUAGUGAUAGUUUAACACUUACUAAACAUCAAGUAAUUCAUAAUAGAGAAAAAUCUUACAAAUGUAAUGAAUGUGGCAAGGUCUUCAGUCAAACGUCAACCCUUGCAAGUCAUCACAGAAUUCACACUGGAGAGAAACCAUAUAAGUGUAGUGAAUGUGGCAAGGUCUUCCGUAAAAAUACACACCUUGCAGUUCAUCAGAGAAUUCAUACAGGAGAGAAACCUUACAAGUGUAAUGCGUGUGGCAAAGCCUUUAGUGAUAGUUCAGUUCUAACUAACCAUCAGACAAUUCAUACUGGAGAGAAACCUUACAAAUGUGAUGAAUGUGGCAAGGUCUUCAGUCAAAGGUCGAGCCUUGCAAGUCAUCGGAGAAUUCAUACUGGAGAGAAACCUUACAAAUGUAAUGAGUGUGGCAAGGUCUUUCGUAAAAAUGCACACCUUGCAGUUCAUCAGAGAAUUCAUACAGGAGAGAAACCUUACAAGUGUAAGGAGUGUGGCAAAGCCUUUAGUGAUAGUUCAGUUCUAACUAACCAUCAGACAAUUCAUACUGGAGAGAAGCCUUACAAAUGUGAUGAAUGUGGCAAGGUCGACUUCAGUCACAGGUCAUACCUGGCAGGUCAUUGGAGAAUUCAUACUGGAGAAAAGCCUUACAAAUGUAAUACAUGUGGCAAAAGCUUUAGUGAUAGUUUAAAUCUUACUAAACAUCAAGUAAUCCAUAAUGGAGAAAAAUCUUACAAAUGUAAUGAAUGUGGCAAGGUGUUCAGUCAAAGGUCAAGCCUUGCAAGUCAUCGGAGAAUUCAUACUGGAGAAAAACCUUACAAGUGCGAUGAGUGUGGCAAGGUCUUUCGUAAAAAUGCACACCUUGCAGUUCAUCAGAGAAUUCAUACAGGAGAGAAACCUUACAAGUGUAAUGCGUGUGGCAAAGCCUUUAGUGAUAGUUCAGUUCUAACUAACCAUCAGACAAUUCAUACUGGAGAGAAACCUUACAAAUGUGAUGAAUGUGGCAAGGUCUUCAGUCAAAGGUCACACCUGGCAAGUCAUCGGAGAAUUCAUACUGGAGAGAAACCUUACAAAUGUAAUGAGUGUGGCAAGGUCUUCAGUCAAACCUCAAGCCUCACAGGUCAUCGCAGAGUUCAUACUGGAGAGAAACCUUACAAGUGUAAUGAGUGUGGCAAAGCCUUUUAUACACAUUCAAGCCUAACUACCCAUCAGGCAAUCCAUACUGGAGAAAAACCUUACAAAUGUAGUGAAUGUGGAAAGGUCUUCCGUCAAAAUGCACACCUUACAAUUCAUCAAAGAAUUCAUACUGGAGAGAAACCUUACAAGUGUAAUGAAUGUGGCAAAGCAUUUAGUGCAUCUUCAACCCUAAGUACCCAUCAAGUAAUCCAUACUGGAGAAAAACCUUAUAAAUGUAAUGAAUGUGGUAAGGAAUUCAGUCAAAGGUCACACCUGGCAGGUCAUUGUCGAAUUCAUACUGGAGAAAAACCUUACAAAUGUAAUGAAUGUGGCAAGGUCUUCAAUCAGACUUCGAGCCUUGCAAGUCAUCGGAGAACUCAUACGGGAGAAAAACCUUACAAGUGUAAUGAGUGUGGCAAAGCCUUUAGUAUUCGUUCAAGUCUAGGUACCCAUCAGAUAAUUCAUACUGAAGAAAAACCUUAUAAAUGCCAUGAGUGUGACAAGGUCUUCAAGCACAGUUCACUCCUCACACAACAUCAGAGAAUACAUUCUUGA